This is a messenger RNA of Oncorhynchus kisutch (coho salmon), 1344 nucleotides long. Its product is annotated as germ cell-specific gene 1-like protein. The record is from RefSeq and is a predicted model, not a curated record. Gene Ontology annotation, cellular component: plasma membrane. Lineage: Eukaryota; Metazoa; Chordata; Actinopteri; Salmoniformes; Salmonidae.
CUGGGUUUUACUAUUAAAGCUGAUCAGCCUGGCUGAGCAUUUCACUGUGUCACAUCUUGGGCAUGGGUCUUUCCCUCGACACGAGCCAAAGAUAUCACAGUCCGACGCAGAUAGAAAGACGAUAACAUGACGGGGAACCAAACCAUCUACCCCUCCCAGAUGCGUCUAUCUUCUCUGAGCACCGUUUACAGACUGGGUGCCGUUGGAGUAGACUGCUAGGGGAAUAGUUUCGUGCGCUCUCCUCUCCUCUGCACGCCUCCAUCCCUUCCCUUCCCUCGGCAAUGUUUUGUUUCGUUCUCCCAUUACUCAACCCCGCCGUCUGUCAUUUAUGAACUUUUAGCGCCGCUGUGCAACAGUUUCUCCGCACCAAGUGCGCGGAAGACUAUGAAGACCACGCGGAAAUGCCGCGCUCUGCUCUCGGUUGGACUCAACCUGGUCGCGCUGUUUUUUUCCACCACCGCGUUCAUUACGACGUACUGGUGCGAGGGCACUCAGCGGGUCCCCAAGCCCAACUGCAGCAAGCACCGGCGGCACAACUGCAUCGACAACGGCCUGAACGAGACAGACAAGAGCAAGGUCCACUACAGCUGGGAGACCGGAGACGAUCGCUUUCUGUUCCGCCGUUUCCACACCGGGAUCUGGUACUCCUGCGAGGAGAACAUUCACGGUCCAGGUGAGAAGUGUCGUAGCUUCAUUGAUCUGGCUCCGGCUUCAGAGAGAGGAGUCCUGUGGCUGUCGGUGGUAUCAGAGGUACUAUACAUCAUGCUGUUGGUGGUUGGGUUCAGUCUCAUGUGUCUGGAGCUGUUUCAUUCCAGCAACGUCAUCGACGGACUUAAACUCAACGCCUUCGCUGCUGUUUUCACCGUGCUCUCAGGUCUGCUAGGCAUGGUGGCCCAUAUGAUGUACACCCAGGUUUUCCAGAUCACAGUUAGUCUGGGUCCUGAAGACUGGAGACCCCACUCCUGGGACUAUGGAUGGUCCUUCUGCCUGGCAUGGGGCUCCUUCACCUGCUGCAUGGCAGCUUCAGUCACCACCCUCAACUCCUACACCAAGACGGUCAUCGAGUUCCGGCACAAGCGCAAACUGUUCGAGCAGGGUCUCAGGGAGGAGCAGAACUACCUCGACCAGGAGGCCUUCCAUUACUUCAGGGACCGCUCCCUGCAGUCCAUAUCCAGCUCCAUGGAGGUCUACCCUGGGCACGGGGGAGGAAGGCUGCCUGGGGGGCCUGGAGGCCUGGCGGGGUCCGGGCUGGUUGGAGUACCAGGGAGAGGGAAGAUGAGGGGGUCCUCAGGUUCCAUCGACCUGGGAGAGAACUCUGAGUCCCUGGGGGAGGAACAGUGCUGA